CACUGUACGCCUGAUGGGAGUGGCGCCGGUGGGUAUGGCUUCUCGUCGAGCUUUGCACUUCGUAUUCAAAGUGGGAAACCGCUUCCAGACGACGCAUUUCUUUCGCGAUGUCCUUGGAAUGAAGAUUCUGCGGCAUGAGGAAUUUGAAGAGGGCUGCAAAGCUGCCUGUAAUGGGCCUUAUGAUGGGAAAUGGAGUAAGACAAUGGUGGGAUUUGGACCUGAGGAUGAUCAUUUUGUCGCAGAACUGACUUACAAUUAUGGCAUCGGACACUACAAGCUUGGCAAUGACUUCAUGGGUAUCACACUCGCUUCUAACCAGGCCGUCAGCAAUGCCAGAAGGCUGGAGUGGCCACUCAGCGAAGUUACGGAAGGUGUUUUUGAAACUGAAGCCCCAGGAGGAUAUAAGUUCUAUUUGCAGAAUCGAAGUCCACCUCAGUCAGAUCCUAUAUUAAAAGUAACUCUAGCAGUGUCUGAUCUUCAGAAAUCCUUGAACUACUGGUCUAAUCUACUGGGAAUGAAAAUUUAUGAAAAAGAUGAAGAGAAGCAAAGGGCUUUGCUGGGCUAUGCUGAUAACCAGUGUAAGCUCGAACUACAGGGUAUCAAAGGUACAGUUGAUCAUGCAGCAGCUUUUGGAAGAAUUGCCUUUUCUUGCCCCCAAAAAGAGUUAUCAGACUUAGAAGACUUAAUGAAAAGGGAGAACCAGAAGAUUCUGACUCCCCUGGUGAGUCUGGAUACCCCAGGGAAAGCAACAGUGCAAGUGGUCAUUCUGGCUGACCCUGAUGGACAUGAAAUUUGCUUUGUGGGGGAUGAAGCAUUUCGAGAACUUUCUGAGAUGGAUCCAGAAGGAAGCAAACUGUUGGAUGAUGCAAUGGCGGCAGAUAAAAGUGAUGAGUGGUUUGCUAAACAAAAUAAACCAAAGGCUUCGGGUUAACAGAAGACAUCUCAUGGAACAGCAUUUGUGAUUCCUGUCUAGCACCUGCAAGGCCUGAUGUGUCUGUCCAUGCCUGAUAAACGCUCUCACAACUUGGUUGUUUCCUGUACAGGCAAGGAGGCUGGGGUGGUGAAGAUCUGUGUGUUUUAAUCUUUGAAAGCUCCAAGACACAUUUAGAAAUAAAAUCUUACUGUUGUCAGUCCCAUUAGAGGAGAACUCUUGCUGUAAGCUGUGCUGUCACUGGAAUGGCACAUUCUAUGUGUAACUCUAGUGGAUUAGAAUUAUUUUCAGCCUGGGCAACUAUGUGGGACAUGACCUUUGGCUGGAGAUGGAGGGAAUUGUGAUAAGCUUAUGGCAGGAAUACUUCCAAUACCAUAUAGUAUGCCCUUCUGAUGCCUUCCUCUGGCAGGCCUUGACAGUGAAACAUUUUAAAGACAUUUUGUUCAUUGAAUCAAAAGAUUUGACUAACACCCACACAUUCCUUGCGUUAAAAUUUUGAGUAUCCAGAGAAAACAGAUGGAAGGAUCUAAUGUGUUGUGCUGCUACAUGCCUGGCUUCAGGCCACUUUCUUUAUAUAAUUUUUCUAAAUCCUCUCAAGAAUUUCAAUUUCUUAAAUAUGGAUUAGAUUUCUUAACUAUGGAUUCGAUUAUUUCUUCGGCCUGAAAAAUUUUAUUUUAACAUUUUCUUAUAGUUUUCUGUUUGGUUCUGCAGAACAAAUUUUAAUGAUUGGAAACAGAAUUAUAUUGGCCAUAUUUAUUCUUAAAUGGUUUUUGAAAGUAUACUCCUGAAAUCAAGUUUUCAUACCAGCCAUAAGAUUCAUUAUUUGAAAUGGUUGUGGCCACGUUCUAAUUAUAGAGAAGAAACUGAGGAGAUUGAAAAGGGCUGGCUCAGAGGUUCCCAGUUCCAGAAUAAAUGUAUGAAAUUACCUCAGUUAUUCUUCCUUGCUGGCAGGAAAUUUCAGGGUUUCAGUUCAUCUUAUAGGGUGGUCUUACCUUCACUGACAGAAAAUAGUCCUUUUCCAGCUCCACAGCACUUUUCAUUCAACUUAAAUUCCCUGUCUUAAGGAAGCAAUCACGAGGUUCAAAGCAAACCAAGUUUAGAUGUUCCUUCCCUAAACAAUUGGUUCACCUAUUUUCACGUACAUGGGGAAAUUAUUGCGUAAAUUUUGAACAAC
Messenger RNA from Puma concolor (puma), 2105 nucleotides. RefSeq names its product glyoxalase domain containing 4 (gene GLOD4). The record is from RefSeq and is a predicted model, not a curated record. NCBI's taxonomy places the organism in Eukaryota, Metazoa, Chordata, Mammalia, Carnivora, Felidae.